Messenger RNA from Rhinocladiella mackenziei CBS 650.93, 2280 nucleotides. RefSeq lists its product as uncharacterized. The transcript is spliced from 4 exons. The coding region runs from base 1 to 2280 and encodes 759 amino acids. The record is from RefSeq and is a predicted model, not a curated record. Gene Ontology annotation, molecular function: DNA-binding transcription factor activity, RNA polymerase II-specific; zinc ion binding; DNA binding. Gene Ontology annotation, biological process: DNA-templated transcription; regulation of DNA-templated transcription. Lineage: Eukaryota; Fungi; Ascomycota; Eurotiomycetes; Chaetothyriales; Herpotrichiellaceae.
AUGUCGUCGAUGGCGAAUGUCCAACCUCGUCCCCGGAUUGGGAACAAGCGAAACCAUCGAGGAAUAUCUCCACCGAAUCGAAACCCCAGAGAUAUUACCAAGACCCGUGUUUCACAUGCCUGCGAUCGUUGUCGACUGAUGCGAACCAGAUGUUCCGGGGGAGAACGAUGCUCGAAAUGCAUCAAGGACGAUGCAGUGUGUGUCUACGGAGAUCGCAAGCGCGAACGCAACCAAAAAGACUUAGCCGAGAGCCUUGAUAGAGUCCAGGAAUUGGAAGGAGAGAAUACGAAACUAAUCAAUGCACUUCGCUCUGUGGUGGCCAGCCCUGAUUUUCGGACAGACAUGCAUGGCGACAUCAUGGAGAUCUUGUCCAAGUACACAACGCCCGAUCCUCCCGAAAGCGGUCAGCCAUCGAGCUCCUCACAAACUGUAACGGGUUCUUCCGACAAGCUUCGUCGGGGAAACGAAACUCGUGACCGAAGCCCGGAAUAUGAGUCGAAGACCUCGGGCGAGAAGGCAGUUGCUUCAAGUGUGGGAUCUCCGGGGCGGAAAGGAGAAUUGGCACGCGUUGUUGACUUGGAUGCUGGUUCAGGGGCAGCAGGCCUUGUUGGCAAGAUGUCCGAAAUGUCGUGGAUUCAACAUGCCUUCGAAUCACUUCACCAGCGUCGGACAAACGCUCAGCCGGGAAUGCGCGGGGCAGAAAUCGAUCAUCAUCUCACCACGGCGAAAGAUUUCAGCUAUUUCAUGGACGACACGAACGUGUUGGCAAUUGACGAAGACCACGUUAAUCAGUAUCACUGGCCGAAGCUGGAAAUCGCCAUCAUUUUGGCCGAGGCGUACUUCCAUGCCAUGCAAGACGCCUUUCAAAUUGUUCUUCGAGAGCAAUUCCUCCAGACGAUGGUUACCUUUUCGCAAAAACAACAACUUACUUCUUCGUGGAGUGGACGACGAUGGUUCGCGUUGGCGAAUCUUGUAUGGGCGAUUGGGGCCAAAUGGCUGCAAAUGACCAAGUUGGACCAGCCGAACUUUUCCGAAAACCACUUACUGUACUAUGCCAGGGCCCGAGCCUUGGGUCUCGACCACAGGAUGAUGUUCGACCAUCCUGACAUAGAACGAGUUCAAGGGAUCGGCCUUCUGGCCUUCUAUCUUCUCAUGAAUGGGUCCAUUUUUAGGGCUUGGAACAUUUUGGGCCAUGCCACUCGCCAUGCAAUAGCUCUUGCUCUGCAUUUGAGAGUCUCGGAUCCUAACGUGAGUGAUCGGGACAAAGAACAACGUGCCCGCACGUGGUAUUCCUUAUACAGCCUCGAAAUUUUGAUUGCUGAAAUUACCGGACGCCCCAAGUCCAUCUUCCUCUCGGAUGUGACCACACCGAUCGACCUAUUACAGAAACCCCCGACAGAGGAGCAUGAUCAUCAGUGGCGAAUUGAAGGGCUCAUCUCGCCCGAAGAGUCGAGAAACAUGUGGCUCGAUUUUUUGAUGGCUGGCCGAGAUCUCUCCCAGGGUAUGACCAGGGGAGUUACACCUUGGAAAAACUUUGCGUCUGUGGGACAUGGAAUCUCACGCUCGUAUUUCCCUCAUCGAGUCCGCCUUUGUCGGUUGAGUGACAAGAUUGCCUCGCAAUUGUACAGCGGAACAUCGGAGGACUCGUGGGCAGACACACAACGUAAGAUUGGUGAACUGCAAACCGAGUUGAGAUUAUGGGCGGAAAACCUCCCCGACGACCUGGCCAUCCAGAGUCAAGCACCGACGAACACAGAUCCGAGAGUCAAGAUCGAAUUGUCCAUGUACUAUCACAGCAUCCAGAUGAUUCUCCACCGGCCUUGUCUGUGCGAGGUGGUGAUUGAGCAUGAGUCCCUUCGGUCGCAAGAAUUCAACCGAAGCUCUGCACGCGCGUGUGUGCAUGCGGCAAUGUCAAUGUUGGCUCUCAUGCCAGACAACCCAAGUGCGCAUGAGGCCUAUCAACUGCUUCCCUGGUGGACGUUGCUUCAUUAUGUGGCACAGGCUGCGGCAGUGUUGCUCUUGGAAUUGUCUCUCGGUGGCCAACAUUUCCAGAAUGAAAUUUCCGACGUGGUGAAUUUCUUGCGCAAAGCAAUGGCGUAUCUUUGGUGCAUGACAGAGAGCUCUCUUUCGGCAUAUCGUGCCUGGAGGAUACUCAGACGGUUACUGACUGAAGUGUCCCAAAGAUAUGAUAUGGAUAUGGCUGAUAUUCCUACGGAAGCAUCUCAGCCACCUGGAUGGAGUGAGAGGCAUGAAAUGGCUGUUAGAAAUGCACUCUCUUGA